AUGUCCUCCGCUGAGCAGAAUGAGAUAGGUGAGGGGGAGCAGCUUCAAGUAGAAGAUGGAGAGAUAAGAAUGCCUGAAUACAGGCAUUUACUUGCCAUUCGUGCAAGGAAACCGAAAGGUGCAUUACAAAACUGGCUCAGUAAAGAUGAGAAAGAAGUAAGAUGUCUAAGCUUGAGUGAGCAACAACUUGAAAAUGCUACACGAACAUAUGGAAAAGACAUUAUCAGGGACAAUAUGGCAGUCCAGAAUGUCUACACCUCGGAUCUUCUGCUCAUUCAUGUGGCAGGGCAUGCCUAUCUAAACUUGUACACCCAGCAUAACUUGUUGAGGGUCUACCCCGAAGGUACACACAUUGAUUCAUCUAAUUACGAUCCUUUUGUCGGAUGGAUGCACGGAGCUCAAAUGGUUGCAUAUAAUAUGCAGGUUGCAAAAGUGUUGUUCCAACUUUACAGCCUAUGCGAUAACAAAGCAGGUCUCAGUAUAAUAUCAGGGUCCCCAGAUGUGCUUAUUUCAGGCAAGAUACAUAUACAGUUUAGUUCUUGUUAUCGUGUUGGCUUUAAGCAUUUUCUUCAUGUAAAGGGAUACAAGUCCAUAACCAAAAAAUAUCUUCCUAUCGCUGUGGAGGGCUAUGGGAAGCAGCUUUGGGUUAUGCAAGGAAUGUUUAGAGCCAAUGGAGGCUGCGGUUAUGUGAAAAAGCCUGAUUUUUUAUUGAGGGAGGAGGUUUUUGAUCCUAGUGCGCAAUUACCGGUCAAGAACAUUUUGAAGGUGAAAAUCUCAUCUGGAGAAGGGUGGUAUUUGGAUUUCUGCCACAUGUAUUCUGCACCUGACUUAUUCGUAAAGAGGUCUAUACAUAUUGUCAAGGUUGGAAUUGCUGGGAUCCAAGCUGAUAAAGCUGAGUAUAACACAAACAUAGUUAAGAACAGCUGGGUACCGGAAUGGAACAAGGAAUUUGAGUUCAAACUGACUGUUCCUGAAUUGGCUGUGCUCACCGUCGAAGUCCUCGAGCAAAACAUUUCUGGAAAGAGUGACUUUGGAGGCCAAACAUGUUUGCCUAUAUCAGAAUUGAGAACUGGGAUUCGAGCAGUUCCAUUGCAUGAUCUUAGAGGAGAAAAAUACAAGAAUACAAGGCUUCUUAUGAAAUUUGACCUUCGAGACGCCAAUGAAUUUUCUGAGUGA
Dovyalis caffra is the source of this 1176-nucleotide messenger RNA. Lineage: Eukaryota; Viridiplantae; Streptophyta; Magnoliopsida; Malpighiales; Salicaceae. The record is from the annotation of a GenBank genome assembly.